Messenger RNA from Nylanderia fulva, 764 nucleotides. The record is from RefSeq and is a predicted model, not a curated record. Lineage: Eukaryota; Metazoa; Arthropoda; Insecta; Hymenoptera; Formicidae.
GAAACGAAGUAAAGGCGAAAGACGAGAAGAAGACGAGGGACGAAGGAAAGACGAAAGACAAGGAUAAGACAAGGGACGAAGGAAAAACGAGGAACAAAGAUAAGACGAAAGACGAAGAAGACGAAAAACGAGGAAAAGACGAAAGACGAAGGACGAGAGGCGGAAGACGAGAAGAAGAUGUAGGACAAGGAUCGAGAGCGCUCGAGAAUCCAAAAAGAACGAAGAUAGACGAUAGUCAGCGAAGCUUAACGCAAAAUCUCCAAUCGCCGUUUGCAAAAGCAAAAUCGAUAGACAAAGUUAUGGAGGAGUUAGGGCAAAUAUCUGCAAUUAAACAAAAAAUUGCCGCAGCAUCGCGAGCGGUGAUAGUGGUCAUGCAUAAAUUUAUUUUUGAGGAAGAUGGAGAUAGGAAUAAUCGACGGCGACUGCGAGAAUUCCGCGGGUUCGAAUUCAACGACGACUCAGCCGAAUUUAGAGCUAAGCUCCAAUAUGCUGUGAGAUUUUCAAUAGGAGAUUUGAUAUCAAUUUGCAAUGUUCUUGGCAUUGCAUACACCGGAAAUGCCGAGCAGCUGAGAGAGCGGAUAGUGAGGGCUCUGAUGGACGUCGGGUCUUUGCGAUCAGUUCGCAGCGAGGACGACGACGACGAGAUGGAUGAUAGAAAUGACGACGAGAAUGAUGUCGACGAGAUCAACGACGAGAAUGCCGAUGCCGAUAAGGAAAGAGGAAGCAUAGUCAGCAUAGAACGAGGAAACAACCGUCAACCUUAA